AAUGGGACUGCCUGGUUGGUGACGGAUCCUUUACUCAGCAAUGUUCUGCAGUGUUGAGGUCCGUUUUAACCCAGUUUCAGCCAGAAUCUGCCAACUAAAAUAUGAUUAAAGCUUCAGCCUGGAAACUGGAUUUCUGAUUCCUGAAAGGAAGAAAAACUCAGGUCAUGGUUAGAAGAACCAGUGGGGGAACAGAACCUUCCAGCUGAAACUAACCUGGGAACAGGGUUCUAUAAGUGUUUGAACCUGGAGAUGCUACAUCUGCUGCUGUUCUUAAUGGGUCUGACCCAAAGAACCAAAAACCGCAUUUCAGGGUAAAAUCCUUCAAACUUGUUUCCAUUUCCAUGUUUUUGUUCAGUUAAUCAUUCAGAGAGUUCAUGUAACGUUUCCCAUCUUUAUGAAAUAUUAACGCAUCAUUCAGUGUCGCUGAGGUUAACACUUUAAACAAAAACCUGUCCAAUGAGCUGAAGGCAUCAGGAUCACCUGGUCCAUGUUACUGGGAUCCUGACUCCCCUGUGACGCUCAGCAGAACCGGCUCUGAUGUUCUGGACACUGUAAACUCUGCAGACUGUUUUCCGCGACGGCCACAAGAUUCUGUUCCUGGAGGAUCCAAUAUAGGGUUCUGGAAGCUGUUAACUGCUAAAACACACUGAGCAUGUUUUAUUUUGAAGGACUAUCUGAGUGAAGUAGCUUCUUCCUUCAUGUGUUGGUCCGGUUCUGUGAGGAAUCAGUUCCAACACGUUUUCUGUGGUUCCAAGUUAUCAUGUUUGGAGGAAACUUCCAGAAAACUGUUCCUCCCACUUCCUAAAUGAACUGGUUGGCUUUGAAUAUCAUGGUUCCUCUGGUCUGUGCCAGACAGACUAGAAGCUGCAGCGUCCAACACAGUCUCUCUGUCACUGCAGGCUGAAAACCAUCAAUGAAUGAAUGAAAUUCUGCGUUUUCCAGAGGAUUCCAGCUACUAGAACCUCCUGCAGCAGGAUUACCAUAAAGGAGGAGGAGAUCUUUAUGGUGACUUUUACUUCUGAUGAAAGUGAGCGGUGUCGUCCAGAAAUAAAUGUGGGUCGACUCUUAUCUCAGAACUCUGCGGAAGCUGAGGACCAAAAUCAGGAAGGAAACAAUGGUGGUGGUGAAGGAUCUUCUACACACAGACAGUUGGAGUCAAACAGAAUCAGAACUGAGAGUGAUCCUGGUGAUGUGGACAUCUCUCCACAUUCAGAGGACCAGUUUGGGACUCAGGCCGAGGAGAAGUCACUAAAAUGUGAUGUUUGUGGAAAUGUCUAUAAGCACAACUAUGAAAUGAAGAUCCAUCAAAGACUCCACACAGGCGAGAGGCCAUUUUCCUGUAAAAAGUUCAGGAGAAGUUCUGGCUUAUCGGUGCACAUGAGAAGCCACACGGGUCAGCGGCCGUAUUCGUGUAAGAUCUGCAGUAAAAGUUUCACCCAGCAGAACAACUUCAGCUACCACAUGAGAAGGCACACAGGUGAAAAGCCUUUCAGCUGUGGAACCUGUGGGAAAAGCUUCACUGCCAGCAGUCAGCUAACAACCAACAUGAGGUCCCACACAGGUGAGAAGCCAUAUUCUUGUGUCUUCUGUGGUAAAUGUUUCAGCCACAGUGGGACGUUCAAGUCCCACAUGAGGUCCCACACAGGUGAGAAGCCAUAUACCUGCACAAUGUGUGGAAAAAGCUUCACGCAGAGAAGUCAUCUAAGAGCCCAUAUGAAGACCCACACAGGUGAGAAGCCUUAUUCGUGUUCCACCGGUGGGAAACGCUUCACUGAGAACCACAGUUUGAUGUCUCACAUGAGGACGCACACCGGAGAGAAGCCUUAUUCCUGCAAGCUGUGCUGCUCCAGCUUUAGUCAGAGCAACCAUCUGUCCACCCACAUGAGGUCUCAUGUGGGUGAAAAGCCGUAUUCCUGCAUCAUCUGUGGAAAAUGCUUCAAUAAGAGCAGUAACUUGACGGUCCACAUGAGAAGCCAUUCAGGCGAGAAGCCGUUUGGCUGUGAAACAUGUGGGAAGUGUUUCAGCCAGAAAAGCAAUCUGAGAGUCCACAUGAGGAUUCACACAGAUGAGAACCCCUAUUCGGAGGCCGUUCCAGAAACUCACUACAUGUUGUAUAACUACUGGUUUCUGAUUCACUCCCAGAUGCUGAACAUCUGCAGAGGAGAACAUUGCACAUCCAUAGUUCCUGCACGGAGUCGCCGUCUCCUUUCCAGUAGCGGCGCGGCUCCGCUCUACUCGGUUUCGCUCUACUGGAAGGAGGAGCUUCUGACUGACCAGCAGCUCUGUAACCAGGAGAACAACUCCACUUUGGACCAAAAGGAACCAAACCAUCUCAUGAUGAUGGAAGAACUGGUGGAACCAGCACCUCUGCAGAUUAAAUCUGAAGCAGAGCAACCAGAGUCUCAGCAGAUUAAGGAGGAAGCAGAACCUCUCCAGAUUACAUCUGUACUUGGGGAACCUGAGUUCUUGCAGAUAAAGCUAGAACAGGAGGAACCAGUAAAUGUGCAGAUGAAACAGGAAGAACCAGAACCUCUGCAGAUAAAAGAGGAAGAGGGGAAACAAGAACCUCUUCUGUUUAACUUUGAACUGGAGAAACCAGAAUAUGUGUUUAUAAAGGAACAGCCCGAUAUUCCAGAACCUCUGCAGAUAAAGGAGGAGUAUGAUGUAAUUUCCAUCAGUCAGGAUGAAGAACCGUCUAUUCUGAAGCAACAGAUUGAUACUUUCACGUUAGACCUAGGUUUUACAUUAGGAGACCACAGAAACACAGACCCAAUCAGAGACCAGCAUGUCUCUCAGAGCUCUCCUGAGCAUGAGAACCCAAAUCAGUCAGGAAGCCCUAAAGAGGACUCUGGAUCGAGUGGAAUUGAAGAGUUGAAACUAAAUGAGAAAAGUCUAAAAAGCAGAGAUCUUCCCUGCGAGAAAACCAAACAGAAGCACCACAAAGACGAAAACCUGUCGUCCUGCUUGAUCUGUGGUAAAAGUUUCAGCCGCAGUUACAUGAGCGUCCACAUGAGGUUUCACGCAGGAGAGAAGCCCUUCUCAUGUCAGACCUGUGGAAAGAGCUUCAGUCUGAAAAGUCAUGUGACUCGACACAUGAGAACCCACACAGGCAGCACAGAGCGGGACAGGAAGAGACUGAACAAGCUGGUUAGGAGGGUCAGCUCUGUCCUGGGUGGCCCACUUGAUUCUGUGGAGGUGGAGGCUGAGAGGAGGAUGUUAGCCAAGCUCACAUCCAUCAUGGACAUAACCUCUGACCCGCUUCAUCGGACUGUAGAGGAGCUGAGCAGCUCCUUCAGUGGCCGACUGAGACACCAUCAGUGCAGGAAGGAGCGCUACCACAGCUCCUUGAUCCCCAUGUUUCAACCUCUGAGAGAGUUUAUCAGAGAGAAACUAACUGCUGCUGCUGAAGAAAUCUUCUCACAGGUGGAAAAAACCAUCGUCCAGUACGAGGAGGAGAUCGACCGUCAGCGCAGACUGCUGGACCUCACCUGGAGACCCCGAACCGGCCAGAACCCUGCAGUUUUCCCACAGAGCUCCAUCUGUAGUGACCAGGAGGUUCUUGAGGACCAGAAGAUGAGCUCCAGGCUAGACCAGGAGAAACCAGAACUUCCACAAAUUAAAGAAGAACAGGAGGAAUCAGAACUUCAUCUGAACAAAGAUGAAUAUGUAGAAGUGUGCAUCAGUGAGGAUGAAGAGGAGCUUGUGUUGAAGGAGGAGGCUGAUGCCUUCAUGAUGACUAGCACUGAUGAGGAAACGGAUCAUGAGGAACCAGAACCAAACCCGGUCCAACUCCAGUCUCAGAACUCUCCUGAAGCUGAGAAGCAGGAUAAGGAAGGAGGUGAUGAAGAAGAGGUGGAGGCAAAGAAGGAACAUGACGGAGACGGUGUAGGAACGUCUGCAGCUUCAGAGGCUGCGUCUGGUACUGGUCCAGAUAAAAAAUCCGUUCAAUGUGACGUCUGUGGAAAACGUUUCACUCAAAGUUACAACAUGAGGGCUCAUCGCAGGAUCCACACAGGCGAGAGGCCUUUUUCCUGUCAGAUCUGCGGCAAGAACUUCAUCAAGUACGACAACCUGCUGGUCCACAUCAGAACCCACACUGGACAGAAACCCUAUUCUUGUCAGAUCUGCAGCAAACGCUUCAGCCAGCGCAGCAACCUGACCUUCCACAUGAGGAUCCAUGCAGGCGAGAAGCCUUUCACCUGCAACAUUUGUGGAAAGAGCUUCACCUCCAGCGGCCAUCUGACCAUCCACAAGAGAAUCCACACAGGUGAGAAGCCCUACCUGUGCAACGUCUGUGGAAAAUGUUUCAGUCAGAGUGGCGGCCUGUCAGCCCACCGGCGAACCCACACGGGCGAGAGGCCGUUCACCUGCAAGGUUUGUGGCAAAGGUUUCAUCAGGAGCGAUGAGUUGUUGGUCCACAUCAGAAUCCACACGGGUGAGAAGCCUUAUACCUGCAAGAUCUGUGCCAGAAGCUUCGCUCGAAGCUGCCACCUAACGACCCACAUGAGAACGCACACAGGGGAGAAGCCAUACUCCUGCAAGAUGUGUGGAAAGAGUUUCAGCGAAAACCGCAGUUUAACCGCCCACAUCAGAACCCACACGGGCGAGCGGCCGUUUUCCUGCGACAGGUGCGACAAGGCCUUCACCGACAAGCGCAAUCUGACCGCUCACUUGAGGACGCACACAGGCGAGAAGCCGUUUUCCUGCUACGUCUGCGGGAGGAGUUUCUCCGAGAAUCGAACGCUGACGGCUCACAUGGCGACGCACACUGGGAAGCAGCCAUAUUCCUGUAACAUAUGCCAGAAAAGCUUCAGUCAGAGCGGCAGGUUGGCUGUUCACAUGAGAGAUCACAGAGAGGAGAAGCCAGAGGCCGACACAUUUCGAUUCUCCACGGAGCUGACCGAGCAGUCCAGUCAGUGCUCUGAAUAGGUUUAGGACAUAAACGGCAAACAGCGGUUCCGAUUGUUUUGUGUUUAGUAAAUUUAAUGAUAGUUUGGCUGGAAAAUCGAAGAUUUAUCCUGCUUAAACUUUCUGUGUCUUAACAGUAAAUCAGUCAUUGCACGAUUCAAUGAUUUGACUUUAAGAAACUUAAUUUCUUACAUUUGAAAUGUUAAUAUGUCAAAUCCAAAUGUACUACAACCCUACAGCUUACCCUAAUGGCAUCAUGGGUAAUGCAGUUCAGAGCUGAUUUAGGAUGAAGCUGGGACACGUUCAUAUUUCUCAUAUUUAAUCAGUACCUGUGCAGAUGUUUCAGAGUUGAUGUUUCCAGCUGUUCCGCUUUCCAGGAAAAGAAGUCUAGAAGCAGCGUCUGGUUGUGCUCAGGUCUGCAGGGAAGGUGCUGUUGCUUUGCAGCAGACUGGAAGGUUUUUGCAUCAUGUGCAGCACGGACUGUGUUGGACAUUAGAUAUUGUCGUCUCAGUGUUAGUGUUUGGCUUGAUUGUGUUGUAAUUUAUCAGCUGGAUGCAUGAUUAUUAAAUGAUGCUGAAAGGCCGUGGCUCAGUCUGGAAAUACGCUGAGAAUAUUGUUUCAAAUCUCCCGUAAACAAACCUGCAGCGCUGAUGAGGUCCUUGAAUGUUUGAUAUCCGAGCCCAGUUACCUUCAGGGAUGAAACCCAAUCAUGUCUCUAAAGCAGGGAUCUGCUGAUGUAUGUUUUUUGUGCAGAACGUCUGUAGAACCCGUGCACAGUUGGUUCGUGUAACACGGUAAUCUGAGUGUUUGUCUUUUAUGUGCUGUGUUAAAAUAAACAGAUCAUGUUCUCUGGA
Molecule: messenger RNA, 5762 nt
Organism: Girardinichthys multiradiatus
Lineage: Eukaryota; Metazoa; Chordata; Actinopteri; Cyprinodontiformes; Goodeidae
Product: oocyte zinc finger protein XlCOF8.4-like
Biological process (GO): regulation of transcription by RNA polymerase II
Cellular component (GO): nucleus
Molecular function (GO): RNA polymerase II cis-regulatory region sequence-specific DNA binding; DNA-binding transcription activator activity, RNA polymerase II-specific
Source: RefSeq, a predicted model, not a curated record